AUGGUUUCCGGGCUGAUAAACGCCAAUCCCGUCGUCUAUGAAAAGAAAGAGCGGCGGGAACGGCCUACUUCUAUCCCCGAUGCCGACGAGUAUUCUGCUGAGGCCAUCGACCAGCUGGAAGUAGACAUAAAGGAUCCAGAACACCCUUAUUCAUUGGAGGAGCUUAAGGUUAUAUCAGAAGAUGCGAUCGAAGUGGAUGACAGGCGUAGUUAUGUUAGGGUGACAUUUACUCCGACAGUCGAGCAUUGUAGCAUGGCGACUGUAAUCGGCCUUUGCUUGCGAGUUAAGCUUAUGAGAAGCCUGCCAUCUCGCUACAAGGUGGAUAUCAGGGUUGCACCAGGAACCCAUGCAACUGAAGCUGCAGUGAACAAACAGCUAAAUGAUAAGGAGAGAAUAGCAGCGGCAUUGGAGAACCCUAAUCUAGUGGAAAUGGUUGAUGAAUGCUUGGCUCCAUCGUACGCUUGA
Linum trigynum is the source of this 465-nucleotide messenger RNA. NCBI's taxonomy places the organism in Eukaryota, Viridiplantae, Streptophyta, Magnoliopsida, Malpighiales, Linaceae. The record is from the annotation of a GenBank genome assembly.